Molecule: messenger RNA, 1101 nt
Organism: Chaetomium globosum CBS 148.51
Lineage: Eukaryota; Fungi; Ascomycota; Sordariomycetes; Sordariales; Chaetomiaceae
Exons: 2
Coding region: 1-1101 (366 amino acids)
Molecular function (GO): oxidoreductase activity, acting on NAD(P)H
Source: RefSeq, a predicted model, not a curated record
AUGCCACUUCCAGAUAGCCAAACAGCAAUUAUUGCUGACCAUUUGGGGAGUCUGACCGUUGCUCAUGGCGUCCCCGUCCCCGAAGUAGAGCCUGAUAUGCUCCUUGUAAGGACAGUAGCUGUGGCGGUCAACCCCGUGGAUGUUAAGCUCACUAAGGCUAUGGCAGUGGAGGGUGCCAUAGCUGGCAGUGAUUGCUCUGGAGUUGUUGUUGCAGUCGGCUCUGCCGUGCCCCCGGGCAAGUUUGUUGUCGGUGACCGGGUUUGCGCCGCCAUCACACCUAUGAAUCCCGCGACUCCCCGGAUUGGAGCCUUUGCAGAAUAUGUCGGUGCCACUGCCGAUUGUGCCCUGAGGCUCCCCGAUGGCAUAUCCCUCGACUCUGGCGCAACCCUCGGCAUUGGUGUUGCGACCAUCGGUUAUGCCCUAUUCCAGUCCCUAAAGGUACCCGGACAUCCAGACUCUCCAGCGACGACGCCACAGUAUGUUCUAGUCUAUGGCGGCAGCACCGCGUCCGGUACGCUUGCAAUCCAGUUAAUACUCAAGUCCGGUUUAAUACCCAUCACCACAUGCUCGCCAAAGAACUUUGCCCUAGUCGAGAGCCGUGGUGCCGAGAAGGCAUUUGACUAUCACGACCCAAGUAGUGCCGCCGGUAUCAGGGCGUACACAAAGAAUGCUCUGGAUUACGCUCUUGACUGCCACUGUGACGCUUCAAGCAUGCAAUAUUGCUACGCGGCGAUAGGCCGUGCAGGCGGGCGCUACACGACGCUCGAGCCCUACCCAGAGCAAUUGCACACCCGAAAGAGAGUCAGGCCAAACUGGAUACUCGGUCCGGCGCUUCUUGGUAAGGAUGUGAAUUGGAAAGCACCUUACACCAUAAAGGCAAGGCCAGAGCUACGCCUCUUUGCUAGGGACUGGUUCAUGUGUGCGCAACGGCUCUUGGACAACGGCGACCUCGAGCCUCACCCCGCGAGGGUGGGGGAAAAGGUUGGGUUUGGUGCAAUACUAGAAGGAAUCGAGAUUCUCAGGAAAGGAACUGUCUCGGGAGAAAAGCUUGUGUACCACAUAAAGGAUGGCGGGGAGUCGGACGGCGCUUCCUCAAAUUGA